GGAGAGAAGGAGAGGGAAGAGAAGGAAGAGUGGAGAGAAGGAGAGGGUGUGCGUGUGGUUCUGGGACCGGCUAAGGGAACCCUUCAUUCUCCCUUCUCGGUGAACCCGGUUCGCUACAGACUACCCAUUCUGCACCUGUUACCUAUCACCCUGUCCAGAAACAUAGACCACAGCUUCACUGCUCUCUGUGAUAUCCAAAGUUUCCGUGAGCAGCUGACGGAAGCAGCCCAGAAGGCCCACCUAAAGACGCCUGUCCCUGGCAAGGCCAACGGGGUCCUGGUGCUGAACCAGCCCCUGCUCAUCGAGGCCUACGUGGGUCUCAUGUCCUAUAUCGGCAACCAGAACAAACUGGGGUACAGUCUGGCACGGGGAAACGUUGGGUUUUAAACUAGGAUUUUGUCUUUGUGCUUUUCAAUGUACAUUACUACUUCAUUACUUAACCCUAUUUUACAGUUUGUUUUCUUGGCUUGUUCAACUACAGUCAGUCUGAAAUUGAAAGGUAUGUAGUUCUCUAUCAUUUGGAUUACCUAAAGGAUAGUCUACUGUAAUUUCAUACACAAAUUACCGUGCCAAAUUCUUCCUGACAACACAGUCAAUAAAGUUUUCGCAUUACCAUC
Messenger RNA from Salvelinus sp. IW2-2015, 617 nucleotides. The record is from RefSeq and is a predicted model, not a curated record. Lineage: Eukaryota; Metazoa; Chordata; Actinopteri; Salmoniformes; Salmonidae.